This is a messenger RNA of Ipomoea triloba (trilobed morning glory), 1698 nucleotides long. Its product is annotated as protein FAR1-RELATED SEQUENCE 5-like. The transcript is spliced from 6 exons. The record is from RefSeq and is a predicted model, not a curated record. Gene Ontology annotation, biological process: regulation of DNA-templated transcription. Lineage: Eukaryota; Viridiplantae; Streptophyta; Magnoliopsida; Solanales; Convolvulaceae. The coding region runs from base 1 to 1698 and encodes 565 amino acids.
AUGCAAGGCGUCAAUUCGCAGCAGGAGGUAGUUGCGACUGAAGAACUCGAUGAUCCGGUUGGAUUGGCUAUUUCAGGCGAUCGUAAUCCAGCUGAUCAGGACUUGUUAGGGGUGUCAGUGAGUUCUAUUGAUGAAGCAUAUGAGGUUUAUAAUGAUUAUGCUUUCAGUUAUUUAAAAGUUGAUGUACGGACAGGUUGUCGUGCAUCUGUUCAAUUUGAUUUAGAUGGGAAUGGGAUGUGGACUGUGACAAAGCACCAGAAGCUUCAUAAUCAUGAGUUUGUUCCAACGACCAAGAGUUAUCUUCUACGGUCACAUAGAUCAGUGUCUAGAAAUCAUCUUUCCUACCUAAAGGAUUUGAAGAAGAGCGGUGUUUGUGUGGCUGAUGGUUUGCGGUUUCUUAAAACACAAUCAGGGGGGUCACCACUCGUUGGUUUUACAAGCAGGGAUGCAUAUAACUCGCUGUGCACUGAUGUAUUGAACAAUUUGGAUGGAACCGACUCAAACACAUUAAUUGAAAUAUUUAGACAAAGGCAGUCAAGUGAAAAGGAUUUUUUCUUUGAUUUCGAAGUGGAUGAUGAGUCAAGGUUGUGCAGCUUUUUUUGGAGAGAUGGGAAAAUGAUGCGAGACUAUGAAUUGUUUGGAGAUUUGUUAGUUCACGAUACGACGUAUCAUACUAACAAAUAUGAUAUGAUUUGUGGUCCAUUCGUUGGUAUGAACCAUCACUGUAUGAACGUCAUGUUUGGAUGUGGUUUUUUGUUGAACGAGAGGAUUGAGUUGUUCGUAUGGUUGUUUAGGUCAUUUUUAAGAUCAAUGAAUGGGAAAAGUCCCCAAAGUAUAAUGACCGAUCAAUGCGCUGCCAUGGCUGCUGCUAUUUCCCAAAUACGGAGGCAGAGUUUGAGCUUUAUUGGACAAGUAUUGGUCACAACAUACAAAUGCCAUAAUAAUUCUUGGAUUGAAAAGCUGUAUCAAUGUAGAGAAAAAUGGUGCCCUGCAUUUAACAAAGAUUAUUUUUCUGGUGGUAUUUUAUCUUCACAAAGGAGUGAAACCACAAAUCACUCUAUUUCUAGAAGGUUAUCCAAGACUGUUGGGCUAUGUGAUUUCUAUAGCUCAUUUGUUGGUGUUGUUUCGGAGUGGAGGAGUAGAGAGAACGGGGAAGAUGUCCGGUGUUCCCAAGGUGUACCUACAAUGGCUAUGGAUCACAUUAAGAUUCUUUCACACGCUAGGGAUAUUUAUACGAUUGAGAUAUAUUACUUGUUCGAAGAGCAGUUUUUGAAAGGGGCAUCAUGCUAUCAAGAUUGCAAGCUGUUCACUGAAACCGGGAUCUUAUGCUGUCACUGUUUACGCAUUUUAAACGUGCAUUGUGUGUCUGAAGUUCCAAAUAAAUAUAUUCUGAAGAGAUGGACUAAAAGAGUUUUGGAAGACGAGAAUGCUGGUAUUGUCCCCCCAUCUCAGUGCUUUAAUGUUCCCUCUUCUGUUUGGACUUUAGAGAUCACUAGGAAAUUUCAGAAGUUGGUUGUUUAUUGCCAAGAAAACAACGAAGCACGCAAAAUUUUUGAGCAAGCAGUGUUAGAUGCCAAGAGAAAAGUUGAACAUGAGUAUGGCCCUAUUUUCUUCGAAGGUGAAGAUUGUGAUGUGGAAUCGUCUAGCGGUGUUAUAAAGGAUCCAUCAAACAGGCGGUUGAACGCAAUAGGAGGGUGA